Messenger RNA from Phalaenopsis equestris, 1892 nucleotides. RefSeq lists its product as uncharacterized. The transcript is spliced from 5 exons. Lineage: Eukaryota; Viridiplantae; Streptophyta; Magnoliopsida; Asparagales; Orchidaceae. The coding region runs from base 124 to 1671 and encodes 515 amino acids. The record is from RefSeq and is a predicted model, not a curated record.
UUCCCCGAGUCGGUCUGUUUUGGCGCAAAACGCCGAAAAUUUUCGGUGCGCGCACCAAAUCCCUUCUCAAAGAAGCGCUCGUCUCCCUCGAUCUUCCAAGUAACCGUGCGUAUCUAAGCUCCAAUGGAAGACUUCUCCGUUCCCUCAUUUUCAUUAGGGUUCGACAUCGACAUAGCCGAUCUAAGCACCGAAGGCGAAGAGGACGAAGAAGAAGGCGAUCGACGCCCCCUUCAGGCUUGUCCAGACCAGCGGCAGAACAAAGAAUGCAGCAUAAGUGAAUCUUCUUUGAUUCAAGAAUCGGAAGAUAUUGGAGGUCAGGAAAACCUAGAAGAGGCGCAAGAAGAGGACCCCCCUGCGCGGGUGCUCAAGCGUCUGAAGAGGGGGCCGCCACCUCCCUCUGUUGCGGCAGCUGGAGGUUCUCGCACGUCGGUUGAUGGAGGCAGUCUGACGCGUGAAUUACCUCCGUUGGAGAGUUUGCAUGACGAUAUUGAGGAGUUCUCUUCUCCAGAAAAGGUGCCUAAGCACUGCCCAGAUAAUUAUGCAUCUACUCAAAGUAAUGUUACCUGUUGCAAUACAAAAUUUUCCUUACUGCAUCGUGGUUUCCUAAGGGAUAAUUCAGAGUGUAAGAAGAUAGAUUCUAAAGUCACGCCUGCUUCUGGUGGCAUCUCCACUUUGACAGGAGUAAACACGAGCAAUGACAAGUAUGUUUUUCCAAGGUUAACCAUUAGCCCUAUUAGAAAGAUCAAUUUAAUUGACUCAGAUUCAGAUGAUUCUUCUGUCAGUAAAGGUAAAUGUAGAAAUAAUGAAAAGGCUGACGUAUCUUUGAAAAGAGGGAAGUAUUUUCAUGAAAAAUGCUCAACCUUGGAGCCGAAAAAAAGUUCUUUAGCAAGCAAAUGCCAAAAAGAAAGUUUUUGGAAAGAUUUUAGUCCAAAGAAAAGCAGCAAAUUAGAAACUCCAGCUCUGGAUGAGUUUUGUAAUGAAUAUUUCAGAACAGUGAAUGAUCAAAAUGUAAAUGAGCGCAAGGAAGAAAUGAGAUCUUCGGGUUUUGGCAGUUCUGGAGGGUUAGAUGUCAUUGAUGGAAAUGAUGUCUUGAACCCUUCAAAUAAAAUCAGCGGAAAGGCGGAUAUAAAUUGGGAUUUGUCGAGUCCUCAUCCUCCAGCAUAUCAAUAUUUCUACCAUAACGAUCCAAGGAUCCAGACAUUAGUCCGAGAGCGUUUACCACACUUUAUUCCUUUAGGAAUUAAGAAUAAUACUGAAGCUCAGCAGUUUGGUGCUCAAAAUCUUGAUUAUAUGGGUCAGUUUAGCACCACAUCUGCUGGUGCGGAGGCCCCCAUUGUGCCUGAAAAGUUAGCUAGAUCAAGUUCAAGUAAAAAGCAUAAUAAGGAAAGUCGUCGCAAUGUUAUAGAAGCCUCAGAUGCUGCGGGGAGUUGGGUGGAUCCUAGAAGCAAAGCUACCGUCCCUAAGGAUGCUGGAAAAAGAAGAGUCAGUGCUGAUGUCCGUCAAUCAGGUCACUGGUUUACCGACCAGGAUGGAAGAAAGGUGUAUGUCAGUCAAAAUGGAGAAAAAUCAACUGGUCGAACUGCAUAUACAAAAUACAAGAAGGAGACUGGUGGGUUUCGGAAAGCUAGAAGGAAAGCAGGAGCCAAAAAGAAUAAGAAACCUAAGCGCUAAUCGUCUUCUUAAAUCAUCUUUUUCAAAUGGAUGUUCAUAAUGAACUAAUUAUCAUUUGAUGUAGUUUUUCCUAUGCUUUGUUUUUCAUGUAAUUUCAUGAUAAUGAACACUAUAUUGUAGAGAGUUAUGUUGACUUCAUGUUUGAUGCAUAUAUGGAUUGCAAAUAUGUAGGGAUUUUUGUGGAGCAUAAAUUGUAUAGCAUUCAAAAAUGUGUAAUGUCA